GACCAGUACGCUUAUAUGUAAGCUUAUUUUCAGGUAUUUGCUGAAUUAGGCUAGGCAUCCCCCAGAUAUUCCCCAGGUCUCUUCACGGCGCCAUUCAAAUGCGCACCGAAUGAGCGAUUUGAUCAUGACGCCGUUCAUCACGUGUGACGUAUCCUCUUCAUUGGAAUCGUGGAAAUUGCGUGAUCACCGAGGUAUGCAGCAGACAUUCUCCUGGAGGAUCGUCAAACGAGGAGAAAGUGAGCAGGCAUAACGUGGUAUAACUAGCAAAUUCGCCAACAAGGAUGGGACCCGCAACGAAGCGUUGUCCCUCAUUUCCUUCAAGGUUUCCCCUCUCGAAAAGACUGUUCAAUCUUGCUGAUAUCCAAUUUGAUUCUCCUCUCGUGACGACGAUUCCAGCCCAGUGAAAGAAUCUUGAGACGGACAACACACCUCCAGGCCGGCAGAAGCACAGGACAAGCAUGACUCGCUCUCGACGUUCAGACAUUCCACAGAUCUUUAGCUCCUUCCCUCAACUCGAUUUGAGCCUCCUCUUACAACACGCACCCCCGAUCGAGCGCCUCGCGAAGUUGGAGAAGGCUUGUCACUCGGGACUCGACGAUACCCGCCUGUUCGUCUACCGGGAAGACUUGGCAUCUACGUUCAACCCCGGGGGUAACAAGCUUCGGAAAUUGGAGUACGCCCUGCCUUUGGCAUUUCGGAAGGGCGGGCGACCGACCUCCAUCGUGGCAGUGGGUGGUCUACAAUCCAAUUGCUGCCGGCAGACCGCACAGGUCGCUGCCAGCUUGGGCAUUCGAUGCUAUCUUGUCCUUGAUGAGCUCGAUUACGAUGAUCAUUCAGACGCCCGUCACUUUGGUAAUCUCCAGCUGAUGAGGCUAUUGGGGGCCGAGAUCAUCUUUGCCUCUUCGGAGCACGACGCAGACCGACAGAAAAGCCUCGGGAGUUCCUUCUCCAACAGUGCGGACAAGCUCGUCAAAGACCUGAGGCGCCAGGGCGAAAGAGUACUGUUCAUCCCCACAGGAGCAAGUGAUAUGCCAGGAAGUGGUCUUGGUUAUGCCCGCUUUGUAUUUGAUCUGCUCCAGCAGGAGGAGCAAAUGCAUCUACCAGGCAGUGGGCGCUUUGACUUUCUGGCGAUUGCCUGCGCAAGCGGCUCCACAUUGGCGGGGAUCAUAGCCGGCUUUAGACUUGCUCGAGAAGUAGGCUGGAUCGACGAGGAGCCUCGGAUCGUCGGCGUGGAGACAUUCUGUGACCCGGUUGAAGAGCAACGAAGACAUGUUCUGUCAAUCGCACGAGACACAGCAGGCAUGUUAGGUCUCGGCGAGGACGCCAUCGGUCUGGAGGACGUCGUCAUUGACGGACGUUGGACGGGCGGGAAAUAUGGCCACUGCGACCACGCCACCCAAACUACGAUUCAACUCGUUGCCCAAAGCGAGGGAUUGAUCUUGGAUCCGGUGUACAACGGGAAGUCCAUGACAGCAGUACUCGAAGGGGUGCGCGAGGGAGAACUAUACGGCAAUGUUCUCUUGAUCAAUACCGGAGGCCAGUCCGUGAUGAGUGCAUAUCCAGGAGUUGAACGAUGUCGAAAAGAUAGUCGAGCCUAAAAAUUUAUUGCAGUUAUAUUCUUGUUUUACGUAUGCGCUGUGCCACGGUGAAUCGAACACGCAUUCUCUUUCAUCGUGUGGGUGAGGACACUGCUCGAAUGAGAGCAAGCCG
Molecule: messenger RNA, 1710 nt
Organism: Dissoconium aciculare CBS 342.82
Lineage: Eukaryota; Fungi; Ascomycota; Dothideomycetes; Mycosphaerellales; Dissoconiaceae
Product: tryptophan synthase beta subunit-like PLP-dependent enzyme
Exons: 1
Coding region: 459-1598 (379 amino acids)
Molecular function (GO): D-cysteine desulfhydrase activity
Source: RefSeq, a predicted model, not a curated record